Messenger RNA from Beta vulgaris subsp. vulgaris (sugar beet), 2114 nucleotides. Its product is annotated as transcription factor bHLH90. Gene Ontology annotation, biological process: regulation of DNA-templated transcription. NCBI's taxonomy places the organism in Eukaryota, Viridiplantae, Streptophyta, Magnoliopsida, Caryophyllales, Amaranthaceae. The transcript is spliced from 8 exons. Gene Ontology annotation, molecular function: sequence-specific DNA binding; protein dimerization activity; DNA-binding transcription factor activity. Bases 505 to 1878 code for a protein of 457 amino acids. Gene Ontology annotation, cellular component: nucleus. The record is from RefSeq and is a predicted model, not a curated record.
AAAUAGAAACUUUCUCAAAGCCAUGCAAAAGAUUCCACACUGUACAGUCCACAGUCCUCCCUUUCCCCUGCCAUACUUGUACUAGCAACAAAAUGGUCCCAACAACGCACCAUUUUCAUAAGGGUAACUGUAAAACUCACCAUUGUUUCGCAUGCUACGAUCACCACCUUCUUAUAAUCACAUGAAGACAAACACCAUUUGAUCUUCAUCUGUCCAACAAAUCACACGAAUCUCUUUCUCUCUCUAUAACGUUAUCAGUAGCUUUCCCGCUUUUUUGAACCGUUCUUUUAGGCCGUUAAACCUUUCACUUCUUUUAGUCAAAAAUAUUAUGAAAGAGGAGAGAGAAUAUGUCAGAUGUAUCUGACACACCAAUGAUUUGGUACACAUUUUUCACUUUACUAUAAAACUGGGUACCCUUUUUUUUCUGGGUAGUAAGAAAUUCAACUGAAGUUUUUUUUUUCUUAGGGAAGAAGAAGAAAGAGUGCAGAAUAAGUGUUUGAUAAAAUGAGUCACUUAAACAGAGCAUUAGAGUGUUUAAGACCAUUAAUUUUAGAUUCUAAUACUUGGGAUUAUUGUGUUCUUUGGAAACUUGGUGAUGAUCCUUCAAGGUUCAUUGAGUGGAUAGGUUGUUGCUGUAAUGGAGGUGGGAAACAAGAGAUUGGGUUGAAAAAGAGGAAUAAGGAUAAGUGUAACUCAAUUCAAGUUUGCAGGGAUGUGAAUUUUGUUCAUUUGGCAAACACAAAGUCAUGUGAAGCUCUUGCAAAAUUGCCACUAUUUCUGUCUGUUUAUUCUGGGCUUCAUGGAGAAGUUGCUAUUUCAUGUCUACCUCGGUGGCUUACUAUUGAUUCGACGAAAUCGACUCAGGAAUCCUGUGGAACCCAUGUUUUAAUCCCUGUGUUUGGUGGUCUGGUAGAGCUGUACUCAUCAAAGCUUAUAGAAGAAGAUGAAAGCAUAAUAGAAUAUGUGAAGUCUCAAUUUACGAUCAAGUCAGAGCUAGAAACCAUGUCCACUUCUACUAUAAGUUUCGAUGAGCAGUCCAUUGAUCCGGUUUUUGAUAGAAGCACAAAUAUUUGUCUAUCUUCUCUAAAUCAAUCCAACAUCCUAGCUUGGCCUCAACAACCCCUGAUCCAAAUAGCCCCUCUCUACAGCGAUUCCACUUUAGAUGUAUCUUCCACUGGCUCGUUUCCUUCAGAUGAACGUCCUUCUCCUGAUUCCAACUGGUCUUCUGUGUCCCAUGAUAUACCCUUACAGCCGGUUACUGCCUGUCAUGAAGAUUCCAUCAUUCUGAAGAACAAAAUGGACAGUAGACUCAAGCCAGAGCGAGGACAUUGCAAAUCAAAGAAUCUUUUAACUGAGAGGAAUAGGAGACAGAGGAUUCACGAUGGCAUCCUCUCCCUUCGUGCUCUGGUCCCAAAGAUCACCAAGAUGCACAAAGCAGCAACUCUGUCAGAUGCAAUUGAUUAUAUUUUAGAGCUAAAUAAUGAGAUCAAGGAACUCCAGAGUGAGCUUAGAAGUUUGACUGAAGAAGAAGACUGUGACGAAAACAAUAUAUUGAAGCUGGAAACUUCCCAUUUGGAUGCAAAAGUCAGCAAGCCUAAACAAGCUAACUCCCCUCUCACAGAAAGGCCAAAUCUGGAGGUCGAUGUACAAGUGAAUCAGCUUGGAAUAGGGAACUUCUUGGUGAAAAUUGUAUGCCAGCAACAACCUGGUGUGUUUACAAAGUUGCUUGAAGCUUUAGGUUCUUUAGGUUUACCCAUACAAGAUGCCAAUCUUACGACGUGUGAUGGCAAAGUAUCAACCAUUUUCACAGUACAGUCGAACAAGAAAGAGAUUCAAGAGCAAGACUUGAGGGACUCACUGGCAAGAAUGAUACCUUAAAACUUCGCUCGCACUAGAAGAUUAGAGCAUAUAUAUUCAGCCAACUUUUGAUCCUUGAUGCUUGUUGUUAAAAGUUAAUGUUACUUGGUUAACCUUUUGCUCUUCUCUUCCUUUAGUAGCUAGUUCUUCGUUAGACUUACCGCACGCUUUAGCUUUGUUGCCUUUGUAUAUAUUGGUUGUCAUUCCCAGAGUUUAAUCACUUGUUAUGAAUGUACUUAAAAUUACAACCUUACUAA